AUGGAGCCAACAACCGCAGAAGAGAAUAUCGCUGCUUGGGGACGGAUGCUGACCAGGCCCCUUGUCCUGGUGACCCUAAUAUCUGCCUUUGGCUCCUCGGUCCAGUACGGUUACAACGCCUUUGUCAUCUUUUACCCAGCCAAGUACAUCCAAAACUUUUACAACGAGACGUAUCGGUUCAGGAACGUGAUCAGCAUCGACCACAGCUUGCUGAAGUUCCAGUGGGGUCUCACCGUUGCCUUUUUCCCAUUUGGGGGUUUCUGUGGGACCCUCCUAGCUGGACCUCUGGUGGACAGCAUUGGCAGGAAAGCAACGCUUCUGGUUAAUAACCUUUUGGCCAUAAUCGCGGCCGCCUUGGUCAUCGCCACCAAACCGAGACAUGCCCACGAACUUCUGAUCUGUUCGCGCUUCUUUGUGGGAGUCUGCGCCGGGAUUGCUUUCAGUGUGGUCCCCUUGUACCUGGCCGAGAUCGCCCCCCAAAAUCUGCGUGGGGCGCUCUGCACAGUGGCCGACCUUUCAAUCACCUUUGGCAGUCUGUUGGCAGAAGUCAUUGGCUUCUGCGAAGUCCUUGGGACCGAAGAAGGUUGGCCCGUCUUGUUAAGCCUUACUGGCAUCCCGGCGUUGCUCCAAUUACUGUUCCUCCCGUUUUUCCCCGAGAGUCCUCGUUUUCUCCUGAUUCAGAAGAAGGAGGAAGAAGAAGCCAGACAGGCUUUGAAGACGUUGAGGUGCUCGGACGAUGUGGAGGAAGAGAUGGAACAACUCCAGCAAGAGGAACUGGCGGACAGGAAGGAAAAAGAUAUGGACGUGAUGAAAAUCCUGUAUUAUCCCGGCCUUCGGUGGCACGUGGUGUCUAUCGCAGUCCUGAUGGCGGGCCAGCAGCUCUCUGGGAUCAACGCGGCCCACUAUUACGCGAAGCGGAUCUACUUGUCCUCGGGGGUCAGCGAUACGAUAGUGUGGUACAUCAGCAUGCUGUUAUCUCUCUUCCUGAUGGUCAUCACAACACUGGUGAUCUGCAUCAUUGAAAAUUCAGGGCGAAGGAUUCUUCUGAUCUCCGGCUUUGGAAUCUGUAUCAUUGCUGGCCUUUUUCUAUCCAUGUCUCUGCAGCUUCAGAAAAACAUCCCCGCCAUGGCAUAUCUGAGUGUGUCGUUCCACACCAUCUUCCUCAUCGGACAAACUACCGGUCCCAAUCCGGUUCCCAGCGUGCUGGUAGCUGAGUAUUUCCUCCAGACCUGUCGGUCCACGGCUUUCGUGGUCGCCGGAAGCAUCCACUGGAUUUGCAAAUUUCUCAUUAUUGUAACAUAUCUCCACAUGGAAAUCGAACUAGAAGCCUACAGCUUUCUCUUCUUCUGGCCGUUCAACAUCGCCACCAUUUUAUACAUAGCCAAGAUGAUCCCCGAGACCAAGGGCAGGAGUUUCCUAGAGAUUAGAAGCGUCCUGUCUCGCCACCUGGCCCGCGGGUCUUAA
Messenger RNA from Pseudonaja textilis, 1464 nucleotides. The record is from RefSeq and is a predicted model, not a curated record. NCBI's taxonomy places the organism in Eukaryota, Metazoa, Chordata, Lepidosauria, Squamata, Elapidae.